AUGGCAGUCCAUUACUGGGCAGCUUUAUUGCUAGCGUUGACAUGCCUCUUCAGUAUUUCAGAUGCUAGUGUUGGCGAUGCCGAUCCAAAUUACAGGGCAUGUGUUACUGAAUGUGAGAUAAGCGGUUGUGUUGGACAAGAUUGCUUUCCUCAAUGCAAUUCUUCAUCCAAUGGUGGUCCAUGGUACAUUCAAGAGCCUCUGUAUUUACAAUGGAAAAAGUGGGGUUGUCAAGGUGAUUGCCGUUAUCAAUGUAUGGUUAAUAGAGAGAGAGAACGGGAGACUCUCGGUCAAGCCCCGGUCAAGUAUCAUGGUAAAUGGCCCUUCAAGCGUGUCCUUGGAAUUCAGGAGCCUGCUUCUGUUGCUUUCUCUGUGCUCAACCUAGCAAUGCAUUUCCAUGGUUGGCUUUCCUUUUUCAUCACUCUGUACUAUAAGUUGCCUGUGAAACAAGAUAAGACUGCCUACUAUGAAUACGUCGGGUUGUGGCAUAUCUAUGGUCUUCUCUCCAUGAACUCUUGGUUCUGGAGUGCUGUUUUCCACAGCCGGGAUGUUGACCUCACAGAGAGGUUGGACUACUCAUCCGCAGUAGCCGUUCUCGGAUUCUCACUCAUCUUAUCCAUCUUAAGAACCUUUGAUGUUCGGGUCGAGGCUUCAAGAGUCAUGAUAUCCGCUCCAAUACUAGCUUUCGUUACCACCCACAUACUAUACAUUAACUUCUACAAACUCGACUAUGGUUGGAACAUGAUUGUGUGUGUGGCCAUGGGAGUCAGUCAACUUGUCCUAUGGGCAAGAUGGGCCGCCGUCUCGAGCCAUCCUUCUAAUUGGAAACUAUGGGUGGUUGUGAUUGUCGGAGGCUUAGCCAUGCUUUUAGAGAUAUAUGAUUUUCCUCCAUAUGAAGGCUACUUCGAUGCUCACUCGAUAUGGCAUGCCGCUACAAUUCCUCUUACCAUUCUCUGGUGGAGCUUCAUUAGGGACGAUGCGGAGUUCAGAACUACCAGUCUCCUCAAGAAAUCUAAGACAAAGGCAAAGUGA
This is a messenger RNA of Arabis nemorensis, 1029 nucleotides long. The record is from the annotation of a GenBank genome assembly. NCBI's taxonomy places the organism in Eukaryota, Viridiplantae, Streptophyta, Magnoliopsida, Brassicales, Brassicaceae.